GAGUUUCUGGAGUAACGGAUUUAACGGGACAGUCUCCACAUCCUCCCUCGCGUGAAGUAGGGAGGGAACCAGGCGGAGUUCCUCCGGGAUAGACGGGUAUCACAUAGCCCGCGACAACGCCCAUGAGUCGCACAAACAGCUUCAAUCUGUGUGCGUUGGGAAGCAGGCGUACGAACUCGGGGUUAAUCAUUUACAGUCAACUAAGUAGCCUAAUUUAGCACCCCAUCAAACCAGCUCGAGCAAAAGCCAUGGCUUCCUCUCCGUCUUCUCCGUCCAAAACUCCGACGCCGAAAUCACCGCCCUCCAGAAAGAAGGAUGACUCCUUCCUCGGAAAACUCGGGGGAACUUUGGCCAGACGGAAGAAAGCGAAAGAAGUCUCAGAGCUGCAGGAGGAGGGGAUGAAUGCCAUCAAUCUGCCGCUAAGUCCCACCCCCUUUGAGCUGGACCCAGAAGAUACCAUGCUGGAGGAGAAUGAGGUGCGCACCAUGGUGGACCCCAACUCCAGAAGCGACCCCAAACUGCAGGAACUCAUGAAGGUCCUCAUUGACUGGAUAAAUGAUGUGUUGGUGGGGGAGAGGAUCAUUGUGAAGGACCUGGCUGAGGACCUUUAUGAUGGACAGGUGCUCCAGAAGCUCUUCGAGAAGCUGGAGGGGGAGAAGCUGAAUGUGGCUGAAGUGACCCAGUCGGAGAUCGCUCAGAAGCAGAAGCUGCAGACGGUUCUGGAGAAGAUCAACGACACCCUCAAGCUCGCCUCACGCAACAUCAAGUGGACCAUCGACUCUGUCCACGCCAAAAGCAUUGUUGCCAUCCUGCACCUGUUGGUGGCGCUGUCUCAGCACUUCCGUGCCCCCAUCCGUCUGCCGGAGCACGUCUCCAUCCAGGUGGUUGUUGUCCAGAAACGAGAGGGGAUUUUACAGUCCAGACAGGUCCAGGAGGAGAUCACAGGGAACACAGAGGCGAUGUCAGGAAGGCAUGAGCGUGAUGCCUUUGACACACUGUUUGAUCACGCGCCAGACAAACUCAACGUGGUCAAGAAGACUCUGAUCACUUUUGUCAACAAGCACCUAAACAAGCUGAACCUGGAGGUGGCUGAGCUGGAGACACAGUUUGCUGAUGGUGUGUAUCUUGUGCUACUGAUGGGGCUUCUUGAGGGGUACUUCAUUCCCCUCUACAACUUCUUCCUGACGCCGGAGAACUUUGACCACAAGGUACACAACGUGUCCUUCUCUUUUGAGCUUAUGCAGGACGGUGGUCUGGAGAGGCCUAAACCCCGCCCAGAGGACAUUGUAAACUGUGAUCUCAAGUCUACUCUAAGGAUCCUCUACAACCUCUUCACCAAAUACCGAAGUGUGGAGUGAGCUGGACUCCUCACACACACUCAGAAACAUAUACAGACACACACACACACACACACACACAACACACACACACACACACACAAACAUACACACACGCACGCUUAGACGCUUCCCAGCAUCAAUCACCAGCCAGCACCUGUACACACACAUACACUAGCCUGUGCCUCACACACACACACACACACACACACACACACACACACACACACACACACAACACACACACACACACGUGUCUUUUAUGAAGGGCCAGUUGUGCAGCAUCAACACAUACACAGACUCAGUAUUAUUUAAAGCCGGCAUGUGAUCAUUAAAGUGAUCAUUUCUUUAAGUGAACAAACUUCUGACAAACUUCAUUUGAGUUUCAUUGAGUUUUUCUGUUUCACCACACAGCAGCUUGUUGUAGAGUCAGAUGGUUCACUGUGUCACUUUGUUGUAAUAAAUUAAUAUGAUCAUUCAUUUGUACUCUG
This is a messenger RNA of Clupea harengus (Atlantic herring), 1828 nucleotides long. Its product is annotated as alpha-parvin. Lineage: Eukaryota; Metazoa; Chordata; Actinopteri; Clupeiformes; Clupeidae. The transcript is spliced from 13 exons. Gene Ontology annotation, biological process: substrate adhesion-dependent cell spreading; establishment or maintenance of cell polarity regulating cell shape; cilium assembly. The record is from RefSeq and is a predicted model, not a curated record. Gene Ontology annotation, cellular component: focal adhesion; cytoplasm; actin cytoskeleton. The coding region runs from base 249 to 1358 and encodes 369 amino acids. Gene Ontology annotation, molecular function: actin binding.